CUUAGACUAAAAUUUUUAUGAAUAAUAAUAUUUUGUGCGCAAAAUAAUGUUUUUUUUUCAUUAUUUCCGAAUAUUAUUUGCAACUUUCGGCUAAAAAAAUUUGUUAAGUAUUUGUUUACAAACUCAAAGGGGUUGCGAACCUGUGAGCGCGUUCAAGCAAGGCGCCCAGCAAAGAAAGAAAUAAAUAAAUAAAAGCAGCGCAUGCGCAGAAAUCACAACAAUUGUGAUAACAACCCAAAAAACGGACCAUAACACAGUGACCACAAGAAAGGCAGAUGUAAAGUGAGAGACAAAUGAAAAUUCCACAAAUUGAAAGUGUAAAACAGGAAAUUUCAGCAUUUAAAUUUUGCUUAAGAGACAAAGAGCGAUAAAAAUAAUUAUUUUAAAUAAUUAAAUUUGCAGUGGUGACUCGAGUGUUUAACCGCCCAAUUUCUAUUAUUAUUAUUUCAAUAAUGAAAGCGAAUUCGCAGUGAAUGGCAAGAGAAGUGUACACACGGCUCGGAAGCUUGAUAAAGCGAAGAAUAGUGGAAGAAGCUUAUUAGAAUACGAGCGACGUCGAAAGCAACAAAUACAACGUUGAGUACAGUGUGUGGCGUACAUUGACACGGCAACUAUACUAUUUAACGGCACAUUAAUAACGGGAAACGCACGAAAAAAUAUUAAACAAUAAACAGAAUUUAUUACGCAAUCAAUGAAAGAAAGUGCAAACCAACAAAAGACAAUAAUUUACAAAACGGAAAUACAUUAGCGUGUAAGGAAAGCAGCAAAGUGAGAAAGAAAUAAUCGACGUGCGUAGGACCUCUGUGUACGCUUUGCCAGAGGAUACACACAGCGGGUGCCACCCAAAAAACACAAAAAAAAAAAAAAAAAAUUAAAAAUUCGAAAGUCAAGUAAUACUGCCAGUAAGCUAGAGAAUAAACCCUGCUUGUUAAUCAGACAUUCAGCAAAUAACAAAAAAUAAUUGUUGUUGUUGUAUGCAAAUAACGCAUCAACUUUAAGCGUAGCAAUGUCUAAAACUCCAUCAUUCGACAAAGAUCGCGAUUACAUUGGCUUCGCCACUCUACCGGAGCAGGUGCAUCGGAAAUCAGUGAAACGCGGUUUCGAAUUUACGCUCAUGGUUGUUGGCGAAUCUGGCCUCGGCAAGUCAACGCUGAUUAAUAGUUUGUUUCUUGGCGAUCUUUACAAGAAUCGCGUAAUACCAAAUGUUGAAGAACGGCUCGAGAAAACGACGCGUGUCGAAAAGAAGACAAUGGAUAUAGAGGAGCGUGGUGUGCGCUUGCGCUUGACGGUGGUGGAUACACCAGGAUUCGGUGAUGGCAUCAAUUGUGAAGACAGUUGGCGCGUUUGUACCGCUUACAUCGAUGAGCAGUUCCGUCAAUACUUCACAGAUGAGAGCGGACUGAAUCGUCGUAAUAUACAGGAUAAUCGCGUGCAUUGCUGUCUGUACUUUGUGCCGCCGUGGGGUCAUAGUCUCCGUCAGAUGGAUCUGGAUCUUAUUCGACGUCUGCAUCGUAAAGUCAAUAUUGUUCUGGUGAUCGCCAAGGCGGAUUGUCUAACCAAAAAUGAGGUGCGCAAAAUGAAGGAACGCAUACUACAAGAUCUGGAGGAUAACAAAAUACAGUUGUAUCAGUUUCCCGAAUGCGAUUCAGACGAAGACGAUGACUUCAAACAGCAAGAUCGCGAUCUAAAAGCUUCAAUACCAUUCGCCGUCGUCGGCAGCAAUACGAUACUUGAGGUGGCGGGCAAAAAAGUGCGUGGACGUCAAUACCCCUGGGGUGUGGUGGACGUAGAGGAUCCCGAACACAGUGAUUUCAACAAAUUACGCACUUUCCUCAUCUCGACACAUAUGCAAGAUCUGAAGGACACCACACAGGAUGUGCACUACGAGAACUUCCGUGCACAAUGCAUCUCACAGAUAUCGCAACAUGCGCUCCGAGAGCGUGGCAAAUUGAAGCGUGACUCGAUCAGUUCGACAAAUGGUUUCGAUGCGGCCAUUACGGAGACCGAUCGUCUGCUCUUGCAGAAGGACGAAGAGAUACGACGCAUGCAGGAUAUGCUCACGCAGAUGCAGGAGAAACUCAAGCAGACACAUUUGAUGGAGAUGAAGAAAAACGAUAGUGUUAUCGAUGUUUAGGUGCGCACGAAGAAAGUGAGCGGUAGCGAGUAACCCAGAGAGCGCAGUUUGAUUGGAGUAUUCCUUGUAGGAACGAUUGAAUCUAAAAGUACCCAUAUUUCGCGCACAACUGUACAACACUGAGUAUUUAUGAUUUGGAAAAUACUUAUUUUGAGUAAUUUUUUCAAGCACAGACACAUACAAAUAUACUGCAAUAUAUAGAGUACACCAUUUAUAGCCAGGUUUGAGUUUAAAUUAAACCAAACAGAGUUACGGUAGCUUAACCUGCACAAGUACUAGGCGCACCAAAGUGUUAUCAGAACCCAUUUUCGAUGAAUUUUCAUUUUCGAAAUUCAGCCAAACCCACAAAAGUGCAAUAAAAUAUGAAUAUUAAUACUAUAUAUACAGAACAACAACGAUCAGCUGUUUUAAGGAUUAUUUCAACAAAUACAAAUUACACAUAAAUACAUUCCACAUUCAUCAUUACAAGAGUGAAAUAUUUAUGUGGCAUGCAACACAUACAUAUAACUGGUUUUUCGAGAAUCCAAACGUUAGCGGUAUUCACAAGCGUUAAAUAGCUACUUACUAAUCAAUUGCAUAUUAAAAGCGAUCAUAUUUAAACGAAAUAUAAAUAAUUAUAAAAAAAUAAUAUUAAUAAUAAAUUAACAUAAAAACAUUUUCGAAAACAGCGCAAAAUAAUGCAUUUAAUAGUGUUGGCGUAUAAAGAGUUCAAAUUGUAUGGCCACACAACAUUUAUUUCGUAAUAGAGCGGUAGGGUUGUGCGAUUAAUCGAUUAUGACUAAAUUGAGUGAUGAUUAAUUGAAAAUAUUAUUAUUGGCAAUUUUAAAUGAAUUAUAAUUAAAUAUUUACCAAAUCGUGGAAUUUUAAUUAGAUUAUCGUACUUUAGUUAAAAUAAAGCAGUUGAAUUGAAGUUAUAGUGAAUGUGAAUUUAGUCAAUCACUGAGGCAAAUUUAAACUAAUUGAAUAUUAAUUAAACAAUUAUUUAAAAAACAUAUUAAAAUCAAAGAAUUUACAUAUUAAAAUUAAAUGAAAAAGUACAAUUUUGACUGAUUUAAUUUGGAAGAAUUAAUUGAAUUAAAUUAAUUUUUUGAAAUUGAAUACAAUUAACAACUCUCAAUACGAAUGACGUGAUUACUUAACAUGAUUACUUUGAGUUAAAUUGAAUUAUUAACAAAUUGAAUUGCUUUCUAAUUUAAUUCAAUUGAUUAUAUUUAACUUGACUAAAUUGAAUUCAUUUAUGGAUAAUUAUUACAUUUUUUUAUUAAGAAUUUAGAUUGUAUUCUUCUAAUUUAUGUUGAACUGAACUAAAUUGAAUGUCAUUAAUUUUAAUUGAUUUAAGUUGGAUGUGAAUUAAUUCAAAUUCUAUCUAGUUCUUCCAAAUUAAAUCAAUUUGUAUUUAGUCGAACUGAUUGAGUUGUGCUUUUAGUCAAACUAGAGUUGUUUAUUAAGUGAAAAUCAACAAUUUAAAAUCAUAUUCAAUUAAAACUCG
Molecule: messenger RNA, 3623 nt
Organism: Zeugodacus cucurbitae (melon fly)
Lineage: Eukaryota; Metazoa; Arthropoda; Insecta; Diptera; Tephritidae
Gene: Septin4
Product: septin-2
Exons: 4
Coding region: 1007-2134 (375 amino acids)
Biological process (GO): cytoskeleton-dependent cytokinesis; regulation of exocytosis
Cellular component (GO): septin ring; microtubule cytoskeleton; cell division site
Molecular function (GO): molecular adaptor activity; GTP binding; GTPase activity
Source: RefSeq, a predicted model, not a curated record